Messenger RNA from Mya arenaria, 2638 nucleotides. RefSeq lists its product as uncharacterized. The coding region runs from base 180 to 1538 and encodes 452 amino acids. Gene Ontology annotation, molecular function: protein binding. The transcript is spliced from 3 exons. The record is from RefSeq and is a predicted model, not a curated record. Lineage: Eukaryota; Metazoa; Mollusca; Bivalvia; Myida; Myidae.
GCAUGCUUUUUCUAUAUUGGGAUAUUUCUUAAGUGUAAACAAACGUCGAUGUUUAUUUCAAUGAGAGCUCCUAUUAUGUGUUUGGUUCAUACGCAGUUUUAAGAUAAAACGAAAGUGCAUAAUUUAUAAAUAAAGGAUGCUAUGAAUUUCUUUAAAGUAGGAGCAGAAAUAUAAGUAAAAUGGUCGACAGCGAUCUUCUUCACAAAGAACUUAGACAAGCCCUCAUUUCUGGUAACAUUGAUGACGUAAUAAACACGAUAAGCGAAAAUGAAGACGUCGAAAUCGAUUAUCAAGACGUCACCCACGAUCUUCAGACGCUGUUAAUGCACCUGUGCUACGUCGACAUUGAUACGUCAUCACUCUUAGCGUUCUUGGAAGCCAUUUUUAAUAAAGGCCCGGAUGUUAAUAUCCAAGAUCGUCUAGGACGGACAGUGUUAAUGCACGCAUGUAUUGCAAAUUUACCAAUGUUUAUCGAAGGCUUGUUGGAAUACGGGGAUACUGACGUCACAAUCUUAGAUAGUGACGGAAACUCAGCGUUAACGUAUGCGGUUCAGAAUUGUGACGUUUACGUGGUGGAGGAUAUUUUACAUCACGAGGGUGGAAUAACUCUGUUGUCACAUCAGAAUAGACAAGGGCAUACACCGAUCACUUUGGCGAGAAAGUGCAAUCGAAAAGACAUUUUGAAGGUCCUUGAAACAUAUGACGAUCAAGUUCCGAAAAAUGACGGAACUAGCCGAAGCCGGCGGAAACCCAGAAAUCGACAAGUCGCCACAGCUCGUGAACUUCCGCCAGCCUAUUCACCGUCGCCUGAGCGCAGGAAAGGGUAUAGUUCCGCUCGGGAUAUAGUGCAAACAAGAACAAACUAUUCAAAUAGUUCUUAUGAAAAAGAAGGCAAUGGUUUUAAUAAUGAAUACGAAAGUGCAAUACCAGAUAAAUGUGAUUCAGCGCCAGUCACUCGAUCUGAACGAGCUCUUAAGGCAAACGCAGUUACUUCCCUUUCACUGUCUUCUCCGAGAUUAAACAGACGACACCACAAACAAGACUGUUUACUGACAGAGACAUUACUAAAUAAUCAAAAUAAGAAAUUUCCAGGUUUGCAGGAUACUAAAUGUAACAGCCACGAUACACUUGAACCUCCGGAAUAUAGUUUAAAUAAUCGAAAACGCAGACCAUCUUUGUCACUUCCAGACUUGCGCAAUGUGACCGGAAAUUUAGUAAAUUCGGGUAAUUCUACUCCAGAAACGGGCGAAAGCAGUUCUCCGACAAAUGACGAUCAAUACGAAGACUAUGAUACGAACGAUGACGUUUUCUCCCAAAGUUAUCCGAAUGCGCAUCAAAAAGAAGUUCGACAGAAAGUAGUCCCACCUUAUUUACGUCAACAAAGUGACAACCAGCUUUCUUUACCGAAUAUAAACAAGGGGCUCGUGUCUUUGACAGGGUCAAAAUCUAAAAGUAAAGGGUUAACUCCCCUGGGAAGACAAAGAAAAUUUUCCAACAGCGAUGACCAUUUACAGAGAAAUUCAGGAAACAGGGAUUAGACCAAUGUUUGUUAUAUUUAAUUGAGUUAAAGACAAAAUAUAGAUAAUGAAAAGAUCAUUAAUUUUAAACCGAUAUGAGGAUUAAUUCAUUAAGUAAUAUUGCAUGAAAGCAGCUGAAGUUAACAUGUCACGUUUAUGGAUUGUAAAAACCAAAUCAGUGUGGAGUUUCCAAUUGUAUUUCCCUUUUUCGGAUAUAUGGAUCCAUCACAUAAUUCGGAUCAUCGAAACGAAGAUAACAGCAAUAAUGUGUGUGUCACUGUGUCAUAAACUGCGUGUCACUGUGUUAUAAGCUAUUGUGUCACUGUUGCAUAAGCUGUGUGUCACUGUUGAACAAGUGUGUGUCACUGUGGCAUACACUGCGUGUCCAUGUGUCAUAAGUUCUGUGAUUCUUUGGCAUAAACUGCGUGUCACUCUGUCAUAAGCUAUUGUGUCACAGUUGAACAAGUGUGUGUCACUCUGGCAUAAACUGCGCGUGUCACUGUGUCAUAAGUUAUUUGUCACUGUGGAAUACGUUUAAUAGCCUUGUGUCAUAAGCUGUGUGCCACGGCUGCCUAAGUGAAGUAAAGCUGCGCAAAAUCAAAACUUCAUAUAUGAUUUUAAUUUGAACCCGCGUCUUAAUAUAAUGUUGUGUUUCAUUAUCAUUAUUGAAAGUUUGAUUGUUUUUACAGGAAGGUUUCACAGCAUUAAGCUACUAAUAGUUGAAUGCAGCCUAGAUAGAGUAUCCGAACGUCAGUUCUGAACUUUGAUAGACGGUCAGGAAACACGUAGUGUUCAUCUAACGUUGAAAUUUAUAUUUAUUUUUAUUUAUUAUAUUAUAUUAUUAUUUAUUUAUUUAUUUAUUUAUUUUAUUUAUUUAUUUAUUAUAUUUAUUUUAUUAUUUUAUAUUUAUAUCUGCAACGUUUCAUCGAGCUUCAGGUCAUAUUGAUCCGUCCUAUAACAUAUUUAUUUUAUUAUUUUAUAUUUAUAUCUGCAACGUUUCAUCGAGCUUCAGGUCAUAUUGAUCCGUCCUAUAACGCAAUAUAAACAUAUUAACUGCCUUUUAUUACUGUGUACGUAUGUAAAUGUACACUCUUCCUUCGAUAAUAAAAUAAAGAACUCUG